AUAUAUUUAUGGUACGUGUUCGAGAUGAUGAUUAUUGGACUAUCUUUUCACCUAUGGAUACAAAGAUAUCACUAGGAUAUAACCUAAACGGAUUAUAUGGUCAGAAAUUCAAUAAUGCAUAUAUUCGUUGUGAGGUAGAGUUAAAAUGCAAGAAAAUGAUCAAAGCACGAAAGUUAUUUUUUGAUAUAAUCAAAAUGCAAUGUAAUACUGGUGAAUCAUUUUUGUUCUUUAUCGAUAAUACCAAUAAAAAAUCCAACCAAAGUAAUAUUGGACCAAUUGUGAUACUAAACCUAUGCACAGAGAUUGUCGAACAUACAGAAAAUAUAUCCGUUUGUAACCUUCGUGCUGUUAUUUUACCUAACCAUAUUUCUUCAGAAAAUGAAUUCGAUUUCACCGAAUUACAAUAUUCUGUUAGACUGCUUGUAAACUCAUUGGGUGUCAUUGGAUUGGCAACAUUGUAUAAAAAACUCAGGUACUCAUGGGAAGAUAAAAAAGCAUGUGAACUAAACAAGAAAAUAUUUGCAAAUAUGUACUAUGCUGUAUUGGAUGAAUCAUGCAACCUAGCACGUGAGCAUAGUCCGUAUGAUAACUACGAAGGUUCAUCCUUAUUAAAGGAAUAUGGGGUUCGAAACUCUUUGUUAAUCGCCCCAAUGCUAACCACAUCAACAUCCCAAUGUGUUGGCACAGGGUACAGCGAAGGACCAUUUCCCGAUGAAUCGAAUCUGAUGUUCAGAGAAACUACCGGAGGAAGUUUUAUUUAUGUAGAGCGUGAGAUGGCAGAAAUGCUUAUAUCCAAAGGACUCUGGACUCCAAAAAUCAUAGAUAAGAUAUUAGAUAAUAAUGGUAGUGUUCAGGAUAUAAAAGAGUUUCCAGAAGAGAUGAAAGCAAUAUACAAGACUGCCUUUGAGUAUUCGUAUGAAACUAUAAUCGACCAUGCGAUUGAUCGUAGUCUAUAUAUCGACUAA
Molecule: messenger RNA, 965 nt
Organism: Racocetra persica
Lineage: Eukaryota; Fungi; Glomeromycota; Glomeromycetes; Diversisporales; Gigasporaceae
Source: the annotation of a GenBank genome assembly